UACCAGGACCAUGAUGCAGUGCCGCUGGCCUCUGUUAGGUCCGCUGCAGUGGAUCCGCUACACCGACAAACAGGUGAAGCUGAAGGUGGGAAAACACGAGGAGCACCGCGGCUGGAUGCUCACCGUGGACCCGGUGUCCGCCAGUGUGGUCCUGGUGGACUUCAGCGAGGCGGGGACGUCAGUCCGGGUCGUGAUGGGUCACGCCGUGGAGGAGGUGGAGGUCCUGCAAGACGCCGAUGCAGAGACGGUCCAACGUCUCAGAUCCGCGUUCGUUCUCCCGAAGACGCCCAGUCUGGACCCCCAGGAGCUGAGAACCAGGAAGGGGGACGUCCAGUGCUGGUUGGAGAAGAACCGGGUCCCUGUGGAGGAGGAGGGGGACAAGCUGAGGGUGGCAAAGGUCCUGACGAUCACUGCCCCCUAUGGACCGGAGGACUGCUGCAGCUCCAACCAGAUCAUCCUGGACCGCGUCCAGAGACUGAUCCGGAUGGAAAAUGAGAGAUUUUGAACAGUUUGUCUUCUGGUAAUAAAUCAAUAAUGAAUCUUUGAUAAAAUCAAACCUGAAUCAAA
Acanthochromis polyacanthus (spiny chromis) is the source of this 567-nucleotide messenger RNA. RefSeq names its product gem (nuclear organelle) associated protein 6. The record is from RefSeq and is a predicted model, not a curated record. Lineage: Eukaryota; Metazoa; Chordata; Actinopteri; Pomacentridae. The transcript has 2 exons. Gene Ontology annotation, cellular component: nucleus; SMN complex. Gene Ontology annotation, biological process: spliceosomal complex assembly; spliceosomal snRNP assembly. Bases 11 to 505 code for a protein of 164 amino acids.